Messenger RNA from Rhinocladiella mackenziei CBS 650.93, 1083 nucleotides. RefSeq lists its product as uncharacterized. NCBI's taxonomy places the organism in Eukaryota, Fungi, Ascomycota, Eurotiomycetes, Chaetothyriales, Herpotrichiellaceae. Bases 1 to 1083 code for a protein of 360 amino acids. Gene Ontology annotation, cellular component: spliceosomal complex. The transcript has 2 exons. The record is from RefSeq and is a predicted model, not a curated record. Gene Ontology annotation, biological process: mRNA splicing, via spliceosome.
AUGGAGGAAGCCGCUGUCUUUCGAUCCUCAAAGCGCAGGAAGUUUGCGCGCGCUCAACAUGUGCAAUCUCCAGAAUCAACGUCGGUCGCUCUGCCUGCCCCGGCGGAAGGGGAAGCAACUCAUGCCGAUGGUGAUGAGACUCAAGUCGAGAAUGGGGCCGAAGUCGAUAUUGCAAACCUGAUUCGGGCCCGAAAACAACAUCGCAAACCUGCCGCAGGUGUACAAUUCUCCAAUUCUGAUUCAACACGGAAAACCAAUGAGGACAAUUCAAAUUCACCGGUGGCCAAAGCCGAUGAAUCGGUGGACAAGCCGAUAGACAUCACCAAUCGCUUCAUCGGCAGCACUGGUCAGGUGGUCAAUGUUGACAGACACAUGAUUGCAUUCAUAGAUGCUGAAAUGGCCAAACGACGAAACGAACUUAUCUCUUCGUCAGACAACCCACAGAGAGGUGGAGACGAAGAAUCACGCAAAACCUUGUCAACUCCAGCUGAAGGCAAUAUCUGGCCCGUCAAAAUGCCUCCUAGCAACCAUCCAUCCUCUGCUCGUCAGUUGUCUGAAGUUGACCUGGGUUCUUCUGCACAUGACAGCAACAUUGCACGGACACAGGCUGCACUCGAGCGUGCCAAAGCUGGCCAGGCUCCUGUAGAAGAGGAACCCAAACCACAAAGACCUCGCAAACCACGCAUCGGUCGUGAUGGCAAACCAAUGAAGCCGCCGCCCCGGAAACGGAGGAAUAGCGAGGACAUUGCGCGUGAUGCACUUGUGGAGCAGGUUCUGCACGAAAAUAGACUGGAUAUUUACGAUGCUGACGACCUUGAACAACGACGAAAUCCUGAAAACCGCGGCCAAGAAGUAGAUGACAGUGACGCGGACGAGCGCCUUGCUAAACAGUUUCGACAAGAGUUUUUCGAUGCGAUGGCCGAACGACAUCACAGAAACAAAACUUCAAGCCAGCCCAAAGGACCCGGUGCCGGUACAGAGUCCAAAGGGCCUAAGCUUGGAGGAAGCCGGAGUGCGAGAGCGAAGAUGGCUCAGAUGCAGCAGCAGCAGCAGCAACAUGGACAGGUGUCUGGAAAGAAAUGA